AUGUUCCGGUGGUAUCGCGAUGCAAAGCGAUGCUAUGUCUACCUGUCUGAUGUCUCUGACCCUUUAACCUCCGUUCGACGGAAGAGCACGGCGCAGUGGGAUGAUACAUUUCGACAGAGCAGAUGGUUCACUCGUGGGUGGACGUUGCAAGAGCUCAUCGCCCCGAAAACAGUCGAUUUCUAUUCGAAGGAAGGGGCUUGGCUAGGUGACAAGCAGUCAUUAGAGCCUUUGAUACGCGAUAUUACAGGCAUACCCGUGAGUGUUCUGCGUGGUACACCUUUGUCCGACUUCCCUGUCUCGGAACGCGAGGCAUGGGUACGCGGCCGUCUAACCAAAUGCGAGGAGGACAUGGCCUACUCGCUCCUUGGCAUAUUUGGCGUCCAUAUGCCGCUAAUCUACGGCGAGGGGCGAGAAAAUGCACAGAGACGGCUACGGGAAGAGGUCCAGAAAGCCAUCAAGGGGACACGAACGAACGAUUUCUCUGUUACCUUCAGCCUGUCCGAAGUUCCCGAGAUCCAACAUUUUAUCGCACGAGAGAGAGAAAUUGCAGAGGUGCGUAGGACACUAAGCUCAGACGGGACACGUCGCAUCAUUGUCCUCCACGGCCUCGGCGGCAUUGGCAAGACACAGCUUGCUGUAACAUACAUAAAGCGAUAUCGAGAUGAACAUUCUGCUAUAUUCUGGUUCAACAUUAAAGACGAAUCGUCUAUUCAACAGAGUUUCACCAAAGUUGCGAGACAGAUUUUGCAACAACACCCUAAUGCUAGCCGCCUCAGUGCAUUAGACCUACAGCAAAAUCACAAUGAGGUAGUCGAAGCUGUCAAGGCAUGGUUGAACUUGCCAGGCAACACUAGGUGGCUUAUUGUAUACGACAAUUACGACAACCCGAAAUUGACUAACCGCACAAGUAACUCGGGAAUCGACAUUAAUCGCUUUAUUCCUACGGCGCAUCAAGGCUCAAUUAUUGUCACGACCCGGUUGUCACAAGUCGAUAUAGGACAUCCAAUUCGAGUAAGGAAGCUUGAAUCAACGGACGAUAGUCUCAAGAUCUUAUCAUCGACCUCAGGCCGAGCUGGCCUGCAGGAUGACGUGGAUGCUAAGAGGCUCGUAGAAAAGCUGGACGGGCUCCCUCUUGCCCUUGUCACGGCUGGGGCGUACCUGAGGCGUGUUUCAACGAGCUUGGCUGACUACCUUCGCAUUUACGAGAAAUCAUGGGCGAGACUUCACACGAGCACUCCAAGCCUAGGUUCUUACGAAGAUCGUACAUUAUGCUCUACGUGGCAAGUCUCGUACCAACAAGUCCAGGAACAGAACCCUCUUGCAGCUCAUUUACUCCGGUGGUGGGCCUACUUUGACAAUGAAGACAUAUGGCUCGAACUUCUGCAGCCCGUUAGUAAAGACGGUCCUGCGUGGAUAUAUGACCUUGCCGAUGAGCUGAACUUUAAUGGCGCGAUGGGCACACUGCAUGAUUACGGAUUUGUCGAGCCACACGUGUUCCGUCCAGACCUGAUCGAAUCAAGGGGAUACAGCAUUCACGGCUGCUUGCACUCUUGGGCCAUCCAUAUAUUAAAUCAAGAGUGGGAUAGCUAUCUUGGCAAGCUCGCAGUAGAAUGCAUCGCCUCACGCGUUCCAUCACAGAACCACGCCCAGUUCUGGUUGCUUCAAAGACGACUUCUGUCACAUGCAAUGACAUCUUGCGCCACAAUUCAAGCUAGCAAUGAAGACUUGUACUGGGUUUUUCACAACCUAGGUCUCCUUUACGCGGACCAAGGCAAGCUACAAGAGGCCAAGGAGAUGUACUUACGGGCGCUUCGAGGGAAGGAGAAGGCGUGGGGACCAGAUCACACGUCAACACUAGACACGGUCAACAACUUAGGCAUCCUUUACAAGACCCAAGGCAAGCCACAAGAGGCCGAGGAGAUGUACUCACGGGCGCUCCGAGGGUGCGAGAAGGCGUGGGGACCAGAUCACACGUCAACACUCUCCACGGUCAACAACUUAGGGAACCUUUACGCAGACCAAGACAAGCUACAAGAGGCCGAGAAGAUGUACUUACGGGCGCUUCGAGGGUACAAGAAGGUCAUAGAGCCCCAAAACAUCACGAGAUACCGACCAGCGAUCAACACUAGGUGGGGUCUAGGGUCCUUGUUAUGGACUCAUGGCCAGCUAGUCGAGGCCAGGACAUACUAUCAGCGCGCUUACAGUGAUCUUAAAGGACUGUUGGGAUCGUCGCAUAAAGAUGUACAGUCGCUACAGAAUACUCUGCUAGACCUGAAUCGUGCAAUCGAGGCUGGGUCCGUUGGUGGAGAUAGGCCUACGCCAACGCCAACACAAUCCAGGAAGAACAGACGCCGGUAG
Molecule: messenger RNA, 2358 nt
Organism: Pochonia chlamydosporia 170
Lineage: Eukaryota; Fungi; Ascomycota; Sordariomycetes; Hypocreales; Clavicipitaceae
Product: kinesin light chain
Exons: 3
Coding region: 1-2358 (785 amino acids)
Molecular function (GO): ADP binding; protein binding
Source: RefSeq, a predicted model, not a curated record